Ornithodoros turicata is the source of this 6818-nucleotide messenger RNA. Its product is annotated as DNA-binding protein RFX2-like. Gene Ontology annotation, biological process: regulation of transcription by RNA polymerase II. Bases 197 to 2530 code for a protein of 777 amino acids. Lineage: Eukaryota; Metazoa; Arthropoda; Arachnida; Ixodida; Argasidae. The record is from RefSeq and is a predicted model, not a curated record. Gene Ontology annotation, molecular function: DNA-binding transcription factor activity, RNA polymerase II-specific; RNA polymerase II cis-regulatory region sequence-specific DNA binding. The transcript is spliced from 17 exons.
CGAAGGUUUGGGUUCUACCAUCCACGCUCUUGCGUAGCGGUGUCUGGAAUAGUCUUUCAAUCCCCCUUCGCGCUGAAAAUGGCGAUGUUUGGAGGUGUGCACCGUUGCUUGGAAGACUGUUGCCGUAUUUUGGACACCUAUUACUUGUCUGAAGUUCACGAGACAUCGUUUACUUCGGAAUUAGGAUGAUUACGAGAUGUUAGACUACACCAAACUGGGUUCAGACAGUGUUUCCAUGGAAACACAGGGCUUCAUGCCAGACAUGCAGCCGCUGAAUCCUGGUCGUGUUCAGCAAAGCUCUCCGGUGCAGCAAAACGCUGUCCAGACCACGACAUCGCAGGCUGUGCAGACGCAGGUUGUAACGUCUGGUGGCGGUGCACAGGUGUCGCCGGCGUCACCAUCUUCUCAGACAAGUGCCCAAACGACUGUGGUGCAGGUGUCCACCACAAAUGGAACACCGCAGUUCAUCGCCGUUGCAGUGGCUGACCCGGAGGUGCAGGGUCAAGCCACCGUCACCCUCCAGCCCACCCCCGCCGUCCACCCGACGUACGUCCAGUAUGUCGACGGUUCCGGCGAUCCAAACCUUUACACAACCACCAACGGCCAGAUGAGCGGCUACCCAAUGUACAGCGUGUCUGACGGAGGCAUGUACACCCCUUCAAACGCUGCCUACUACAGCACGGCCAGCGGGACCCCUGUCACCUACUCUCAGACACUGGAGGUGGCGGAAGUUUCGUUUCUAAGCUCAAAAACCGAUGAGCAACGCAAGGUAGCCGACCUGAUGUCUGCCACCUACCCGAGCGACCAGUGCGUUGUGCAGACGCUGCACGAGGCAUCCCCUCUGACAGCACAGGCAGCCCCGGCCACCCCAACCCAACAGCAGUCCCCGUCUUCGGGGGGAGGUGGAAGCCAGCACCAGAACAUCCGAGAUAUGGACAUCAUACAUGUUCAAUGGCUGAUUGACAACUAUGAGACAGCGGAGGGCGUGAGCUUACCACGAAGCACCCUGUACAACCAUUACCUUCGCCACUGUGCCGAGCACAAGCUCGAACCCGUCAAUGCAGCUUCGUUUGGCAAACUCAUUCGCUCAGUUUUCCUUGGUCUGCGGACAAGACGGCUCGGAACCAGGGGGAACUCAAAGUAUCAUUACUAUGGCAUCCGCGUGAAGCCCAAUUCCCCGCUCAACCAAAUCUCCGAAGAGGUGACGACAACGGCGCUGCGCCAACAGUCAGUCGGCCAGGCAAAAAGGUUUCGUCCAAGUGGCGGCAAGGGGACUUCCGAAAACCACGACAGCGGGUCCGUGGGGACUCCGGCCCCAGACUCGUCGAGUGGGUCCCAACCCACUGCAGCCACGCAGCAGCACCAGCAGUACCUCGGGGACGCUUCGUCAGCUGUUCCUGAACUGGGAGACCUGGACUUUGGGACGGCUCCCCUGCUCGAUGGGGUGCGGGAGAAAGAUCUCGAGGACUUUAGUCUCCUGUACCGCGACCACCUGGAGGCCUUCCUCGAAGCCGUGAUGAAUCUUCAGUUCUCUGCAAUAGAGUCACUUUGGCAGAGCCUAUGGAGGCAACAGGGUAGCGACCAUGGGGAGCAGGAGAAGGUGAUGAGUAAAUCUAAGCUGUUCCUGCUUUGCAAAUGCAAGCAAGUCCAGACGUUUGUCCAGAAGGCUGACUACCAGUUCUACCAGAACCUCGUCGACGUCCUUAUUCCUGAUGUUCUUCGGCCGAUACCGAGUUCCUUGACUCAGGCCAUCAGAAACUUUGCAAAGAGCUUGGAAGGAUGGCUGACUAAUUCCAUGCAGGGCUGCCCAGAAGAGAUGGUGAAAGUGAAGGUGGGAGCCGUGAGUGCCUUUGCCCAGACGCUACGUAGGUACACCUCACUGAACCACCUGGCCCAGGCGGCUCGUGCCGUUUUACAAAACUCGUCCCAGAUCAACCAGAUGUUGGCCGACCUGAACAGGGUCGACUUCCACAAUGUCCAGGAACAAGCCUCGUGGGUGUGCCAGUGUGAAGGAAGUCUGGUGGAGAGGUUGGAGCAAGACUUCAAGUCCACACUACAACAGCAGACUUCCUUAGAACAGUGGGCAGCUUGGCUGGAUGGCGUCGUCACGCUCGUCUUAGAACCAUUUCGUGGGAAGCCAGACUUCCCAAAAGCUGCAAGGCAGUUUCUUCUCAAGUGGUCCUUUUACAGUUCAAUGGUGAUUCGUGACCUAACGUUGCGCAGUGCUGCCAGCUUUGGGUCAUUCCACUUGAUCCGUCUGCUCUAUGACGAGUACAUGUUCUACCUGGUCGAGCACAAGGUCUCUAAAGCCACUGGGAAAACGCCCAUUGCUGUCAUGGGAGAGUUCCUAGGGAUGGGACCUAAACAGUCGACUGGAGAAGACUUCGAGAACGGCUCUGACGGAACAACAUCGUACACAAACACUAACGGCUGGCCCCCAACGGGGCUCAUCGGCCAGCCACAAGUUGCGGAGCUACCCAUGGCCGAAAUGGUGUCCGUGUCGCCAGCCAAGAAGCUGAAAAAUGUCUGAGCAGCUUAGGUGAAAACGCCCGCAUCUCGGCUACGCGCUGUUUCUGUUUUGCGUGAAAUGAACGCCGAGCUAGUCUCGUGUGCCGCCGAGUUACGGCAAGCCAUGUAGUCACCAUUUUUGUUCAAUCUCAUAAUUGUUUUCCUGCAAGAGAGAGAGCUUUCAGGGGCCUCGUAGUUGAGAAAGAAUUACAGUUCGCGCAUUGAACCGUGUGCAUGUGAUGUGCCGCAGGUUUCAAGCAUGUUAACUUAUCACUCUAGGUUGUCUGGAACAUCUGGAACGUAUCAGUGUAAUCCAACAACUAUAUUUUUGUAAAACACCAAAGCUAAUCUCGAAGCUAAUCUAUGUCGGGCAACAGAAAAUGUGUACUAUUUAACUCUUCAUCCGCGCAUACUCACAUAUGCACUCAUUCGCAGUCUGACAGAGAUGUGUCCUAACAGGGUUUGGACAAGAGUCCACGUGAUCGCAACUUCGUAUUAAUGCUCCGUAGGCACUUUACCACCGUUCCAACGUUCCAAUUGCGCAAAAUAUUAGUGUACUCGUAGCAUUUUUGUCUGCAUCUGCUGCACAGAUAAGUACUAAACCUAUCUGGCUGAAAAACAUGGCACAGUAGUGGCUAAGGUAGUGUAAAGAAUAGAACCCGGAUUAUUGAAUAGGUAGAUCUUUCGUACCUGAAACUCACAGGUAGCGACGGCCCAAGAGCAAAGGCGAGAUGCGGGCGCACCACUGUGCUUGUUCCGUUCUCGACUCUGUGGAACAUGUAUCUCAUGCGCUGCAGCAAGAAACGUUGUUUGCCUUGUAAGUAAAUACAAUAUAUAUAUAUAUAUAUAUAAAUAUAUGUAGAGAGAGAUCUACACAUGCUGCACUAACACAGCACAGCCUGGAAUCUUGAGUGAUGCUGCAAGCAGUGCUCUGUAGCAAAGCGUAUUUCAGUGGCACUUUGUUCAACCAUGAUUGAUGCCAAUUGAUUUAUUAAUACUUAGGGCCUGACUUUUUCGGGUUUUAUUUUUGGCCAAAUUCGGGGGGUAAAUAUCGGGUGAUAUUUUUCGUUUGAAAAUUCGGGUGUGUUCGGGUUAAAUCCAGUUACGGCAUAUUCUGUCGUCAGGAAUUCGGGUGAUUUUUUUAUUUUUUUUAAAUAAAACACUGUCUUAACAUGGAACUAAUGUUUAGCAAUGUUAUUAAGCUUUAUUUUAAUGCACGCUUAUGAGUGUGCCACGCGACCCGGAUGUUUUCGGGUAGAUUCGGGUUAAACCCGAAUUUUACACAUUUCGUUCGGGGGGUAAAUAUCGGGCAGAUUUGGGUUUAACCCUAAAGAGUCAGGCCCUAUUAAUACUUUGUUUUUACACGUUUUGCUCAUUGACCACAUAAAUUAAAUGCACUCAAUAAAGUAGCCAAAACAUUUUGUGUUUGCAUGCGGUAAAACUUCACCGCGGUCACAAGGCCACCUCCUUUUUGGGGUUUCAUACUUUGAUGGCAAGCAAGCAACAACAUUCGUUCAAUUGUAAAUCUGAGGAACUCUUGCUUUACACCACCUGAGUUACCUUUAGUUAUUUUUCUUACUUCAGUGAGGGGUUUGCAUACCCCUUUUGGUCUGUGUACAGAGCUAGCAGAGCAUGCUUCCGGCUUUACCUCACUUUUGAUUAUCACGCAGUCACUGUUAAAUGACUCUGUUGACUGCCUUGUCAGAGAAAAUAUUCAAGUGCCAUUUUUAUGACUCCUGCCUUGAAUGCUGUCAGAAGGCUUGGCUUUUAAGUGUUGAUCGUGAAAUCAAAAAGCACUACUUUGAUAUACAGAGUCAUAAAAUGCCUGUGCAUCACAAACAUCACUUAAGCACAUGUAAAGCAUCAUCCUAAGCAAGGCAUCCCAGUAUGACACAACAUGUUUGUAAAACUCUCAAGUGACAUCUUGUUUAUUACAGUUUUUGAUUAGUAGCACUGUACCACAGCAGGGUUUGCUUACGAAAACACAAUACAGUAGAACCCCUUUGCAGUAGGUUAGUUGGAACUAGCUCAUAGCUUUACUAUAUUUGGAGCAUUAUUAUGCCAGGAACAUAUUAAACGUUGUGGUGCAGAAUGGUAUGCUUAUUAGGCCUAGAGUAAAGCAGGAAACCAUAGGAAACCAUACCCAUCAGACACCUGAUGGCAGCUGUCUCUAAGCCGCACUGUAUGGUGUUCAUUUCAGCUUUCCCUAUUUUUGCUUUGCUGUCAUGACAUCACCUCAUUGGUGCUGUGCAAAGUGCAAGAGUUGCUCCAGUCUUUGCCUUGCCAGCAACUGCCUUGCAUCAAGGCUCAUCUUAUAAAGGAAGGCAAUUUUAUACACCAAGAUUGAUGACGAGAGGUUUGGCACUGCUUGCAUGCUCUCAUUGUCCCCCAAAACUUGUGUUGUGACUGGCAUAAACAGCAUUGAGUCAACUUGAUAGACAUGGAUAAAUAUGGAGCUACAAUAACAGGGUUCUACUGUAUAGUGUUUCUGUUUCGUCUUUUCUCUUCUGUCAUUACGCUUCGCCCAGUUGAUUGAAAGCACGUGAGAUUGAGAGUUUCCUACAGAGAACAUUAAGCACAAGGUUUCACCCUAAGCAUCAGAGAAAAUGGUGCUGUAAAAAAACUGUCGCCACCAUAACAGCCGUAACCCAAACAUUUUGCUUCUGUCGUGCAAAGCUUUGUUCUUGUGGUUCUGUUUCUGUUGUAGCAAAUACACUGAUCCUGAUGCUGUUGUCUUUCAUGUGCAUAUGUUCGUUUUCGCCAGCAGACAGUGUGGUCAGUAACAAAUAUAAUUAUUUGUACAGAUGCAUCCCAGGUAUCGGAAAUGAAAACCCUCCAAGCAACAUAUCAUUGGAUUGCUCACAGCAUCUCAAAUGCCCGCCAGUGCUUGCCUUAACUGGAGAUAUACUUAGUAGGGUCACUUAAAAGUGGGAAAUACAUGUAGCAACGUUAUUUACUGCCCUAGAUAAUGCAUUCAAACUUAAUGGUUCAGAAUAACGGUUCAUUAAAUUUCUUUUGCAUACCUCGGCAAUAUGUAGGUGACAAGGUACUUGCGAUUGUAUCCGUACAAAUGGCCGCUUAAAAUCCAUUUCAUUGCUGUAAACAUAACAUAACAACAGCCGUCACAUAACAUAACAGUCACCGACGAGGUCUGUUCAAGGGUUUUAGGCGUACCAAUGAUUAACUGAGCCUUCUCUCCUUGAAAAGGCCCUGUGUAUACCCCUUUUCCCACUUCUCCAGGGGGCUUCAUUUCUGGAAAUAGAUGAAGUAAGCAAUGGCCAUACUUAGAGAACACUGAGGAUAAGGAAAAACAUGCUUGUUGAUUUCUUUUAGACAAACGUUGCAAAUGGGCACCUCUGCAUUGCCAGCAUUGAGAAGGCACACAUCAUCUCUCCACUCUUCUGUUUAUCUGUAGCCCGUGAAGGUCACCAAUUUAGAGAAUCACAAAACAUGCUCAAUGUGGUGUCGGGCUCGUGAAGAUUGAAAGCCAAAAUAUGUAAUGCUAUGUUAAGGUGACAUCACGAAGGAACACACAGCACAUGUAAGAAAUAAGAUAGGAUUUGGAAGAUACAUGAGCAGACCUCGAACAGCAGCCUCACUUUGAGUGUGGUACUGAUAUCAUGAGGAAAUUUCCUCGAGUUUGUCUUUUAUUUCUAACCACGUAAACCGAGUCUUUAGUUCCGAUAGCUAUAAUAUUUUUUUUUUAAACAAGAUUCAGUUUAUAAUAUGCCAGGGGACAACAGUUGCAUAAAUUUCUUUACAGUGAAUGAUUUCAACCUCGAAACCCAAACAAAAUGUGUCUUCAUUGAAGGGUUCCACAGGUUACUUACUGUCUGCCCGGAGCCCUACCGUCUAUGAUGGCACAUUGACACGCAUUAUUUGUGUAUCUCAAGAGUGCUUAUGACUGUUAAUGAGACUUGUUCAUCCAAUAAUAUUCAGAGUGUUCCCUGAAUAUCUAUUUUUAUGCUAGUCAGAGUUUCACGUUGCAGUCAGACAUUUUGCAGGGUUCAUUCAAUGAGACGUUUCGCCGAGAAAUGCGAACGCAUGGCACACAUGCACAAGCAUUGCUUUCUACCGCGGUUUCUGCAUAUAAGUUGCACACGUUCUCCGCUGCCACAGGGCGGACGUCGGCUCGUAUCAAAAUGUUAUUUUUGACGCAGCUCGAAUUUUAUGUGGAGGUGCUUUUUACGGUGCAAUUAUUACCUGUAUUUUACGCGAGUGUGAAAAUUAAUUUUGUCAAAUAUUUAUGAUGCCCAAUGAGACAUGAAUGUUUUUCCCGUGAAAUAAAAAUAAAGCCGUCGUAAACAUGG